UCCGUAUUGGCCAAAUGUGUGUGUUUGAAUCAAAGGCGGGUUUUACGUGUUAGUGACCGUUGCUGUUUACAUGUCAGUUGGUUGAUGUUAGAUUCGGGUGUUCGAACUCGUGAAGUUGUCAGUGCGUAAAACUUCUGUGUAUAGAGGGAGAAGGCAUUCCACAUCGGACCUCAAAAUGGAGAGUGAUGCACUACUGGAAAUGAACCGAAUGGAAUUAAGAUCUGGGAGAAACCUUGUAAAAUGUGCAGCUGCUGACUCCAUGGAACUUGCUGGUACCUCUACUAAUUCAAAAGAAACUAUGCAGACACCAGUAAGGAAAUCUUUUCAUAUUAAAAGAAGUAUAGGGAAGGAAAAAGAAAAUGAAGAACCAGGUGCACCCUUUAUCUCAGUAGAAAAUUUCCCAGAUAGAAAAUCAAGCCAAAGAAAAUCGAAUAAAAGGAAGAGCAAAUGGGAGGAAGAAAAUGAAGGAAUGGUUGUAACCAGUCAUUUGGCAGAAAAUGCACAGACUCCAAACAGUAAGUUGAGCCUUACCAAGAAAAGAAGGAAGAGCAUGCAAAUUUUAAAUGAACAACCAGCCAUACCCUGUGAAUCAGUUGAAAAUUCUCUGGAUGGAAAAACAAGCCAAAGAAAAACAAAUAAAAGGAAAAGCAAGUUGGAAGAAGAAAAUGAAGGAAUGGAUACCUCCGUGGUUUCAAAAGAAACUACACAGACUCCAACAAGGAAAUCUAUUCAUAUUAAAAGGAGUGCAGAAAAGGAAAAUGAUGAACCAGCUGUAUCCUGUUUCUCAGUUGAAAAUUCUAUGGAUAGAAAAUCAAGCCAAAGAAAAACAAAUAAAAGGAAAAGCAAGUUGGAGGAAGAAAAUGAAGGAAUGGCUAUAACCAGCCCUUUGGCAGAAAAUGCGCAGAUUCCAAACAGUAGAAUGAGCCUGACCAAGAAAAGAAGGAAGAGCAUGCAAAUUGUUAAUGAACAGCUAGAUACCUCCACUAUUUCAACAGAAACGACACAGACUCCAACAAGGAAACCUAUCCAUAUUAAAAGAAGUGUAGGGAAGGAAGAGCAGAAUGACGAACCAGCAGGUACCCCCACGAUUUCAACAGAAAUGACACAGACUCCAACAAGGAAACCUAUCCAUAUUAAAAGAAGUGUAGGAAAGGAAGAGCAGAAUGAUGAACCAGCAGGUACCCCCACUAUUUCAACAGAAAAGACACAGACUCCAACAAGGAAAUCUAUCCAUAUUAAAAGAAGUGUAGGGAAGGAAGAGCAAAAUGACGAACCAGAUAUACUUUGUAUCUUGGUUGAAGAUUCUCCUGACAGGAAAUCAGGUAAAAGAAAAAUGAGUAAAAGGAGGAGCAAGUUGGAGGAACAAAAUGAAGGGACAGAGGUUAGUGAUCUUGCACCGCCUUUACAAGAAUGUGGGACUACUUCUACACAUAUGACAGAAAAUAUAGAAAGAAAUGAUGAACUUUUAGUGCCAAUUACUGAUCAGAAUGAGGAGGGAUAUUGCCGAAAUUCUGAACAGUACAUUUGAAGUGGCUGAACAAGAUUCCAUUCUUCAGACACCUCCUCGCAAACGUUCAGUUAGGUUUGCAGCUGCAGUAGAAACAGCAUCUUUUUCUAGCUCUGUGGACGGUACUCCAAAAUUUUCAACUCCAGUUUCAGU
Molecule: messenger RNA, 1660 nt
Organism: Schistocerca cancellata (South American locust)
Lineage: Eukaryota; Metazoa; Arthropoda; Insecta; Orthoptera; Acrididae
Product: zonadhesin-like
Exons: 15
Coding region: 176-1528 (450 amino acids)
Source: RefSeq, a predicted model, not a curated record